CAGCUAAGGAGAACGCAUCACCGAUGUACACAUCACCAACACUCAGCUAAGGAAAAUGCAUCGCCAACAGAUAUGCAUUUUCCGGGAAGUUAGAACAUCGUCCCGAAUUUCCAGUUAUAAUUUCCCGGAAAAUGCAUAUCUACCUGCAAUUAUAAAAGCAAUCAACAAUAAAACUGGAGCUUUCUGAUUAAGAUACACAAGAUUAAACUCAGUAACAGUUUGUCCAUGGACCAAAGUUCCGAACCCCAGCCUCUUCCUCCGCGUCCCAGCUCGUCUCUGCCGGGACCAGAGUCACUGCCGAUCAACUUCUCCGAGUUAGAGCGCGACCAAAAACCGAUUAGAAGCGGAGCCGGAGGCACGGUGUACAAAGCCGUUCACAAACCCACCGGCCGGCUCUACGCGGUGAAAGUGAUCGACGGCAUGGACUUCCGUGACUACUCGGUCCCGCGUCAGAUCAUCCAAGAGUUCCAAGUCCUCCGCGACGUUGCUAACCCUAACAUCGUCAAGUGCUACGACAUGUUCAACCACAACGACGAUAUCCACGUCCUCCUAGAAUACAUGGACGGAGGUUCAUUGAAAGGCAAGUACAUCAACAACGAGAAAGCUCUCUCCGACUUGGCUAGGCAGAUCCUCACCGGCUUGACUUUUCUCCACGGACGGCACGUAGCCCACAUGGAUAUCAAGCCCUCGAAUCUCUUGAUCAACUCCCGGCAUGAAGUCAAGAUCGCAGAUUUCGUUGGGAGAGUUUUGGCCAAGACUAUGGAUCCGUGUAAUUCUUCUGUGGGGAACAUAGCAUAUAUGUGCCCGGAGAGAAUCAAUACCGAUCUAAAUCACGGAAAGUUUGACGCCUGCACCGGCGAUAUAUGGAGCGUCGGAGUCAGCAUCUUGGAGUUUUACAUAGGGCGGUAUCCCUUCUCUGCGCACAAGGGAGAUUGGAGCUUGAUGUGGGGCAUAUGUAUGUCUCAGCCUCCUGAAGCUCCUAUAUAUGCGUCAAGAGAGUUGAGGCAUUUCAUUGCUUGCUGUUUGCAGAGAGAGCCGAAAAAGAGACUGUCGGCGGCGCAGUUGUUGCAGCACCCAUUUGUCUCCGGCAACAGCAGCGGACAGAAGUAGGUUAGUCAGAAUCUGCAUAUUCCAUGUACAACAUUCGCGCCCACUUCCUUAUUAGCUAGCACUUUCAAUCUCUGCCAAUUACUGUAAUGAUGAUGCUGGUUAUCAAUAUUCAGCGAACCUUUGAGAUUCAAUGCACGAGAUUACACAGAAAAGGAAAGUUGCCGAGAUUCUUUUAAUUUUCUUUUUUCCUUUCUUUCCCUCUCUGUUUGGAACUGGCUGGGUUUAUAACAUUUUCAUAAAGCUCUUCUUAUCUUUUCUAUCCAUGCCUUUCAUGUUUAUUUGGUAAUAUAUAUGAAGUAAGCCAAGUAGCACUUCAUUGUCACAAAAAAAAAAACAAAAAAACAAAAAAGAAGAUGAAGAAGAAGAAGAAGAAGAAGAAGAAGAAGAAGAAGAAAAGAAGAAGAAGGAGAAGUAGGCCAAGUAGCACACUGGUUUUGAAGAGGAGAGGAGCUUUAUUAUUGAAGGGAUCGGGUUUUUCAAAAUACUAUUCUUAUUUGAGUGAUACCAGUGGUGCAACUUUAAUUUAGUAUUCAAUAUCAAUAAUCAUGAGGCAAUUUCUUGAGGGUAAAUGUCACAGUUGCCAUCUUUAUUCAUUGGCAUGGGUAGGUUCCAUCAAGAUUUGGCUCAAGGUUUGCAUGCUGCUUUCAUUGCAGUCAUGUGAUGUAUUUGGAAUUUUAGAAAUAGAGUCAGCUGGUGCACACGUAGGUCUGAUUAAUGGUCACAAGUUGAUUAAUGGGCGCAUAUAUUCUAGUACGAUGGCUUAGGAACUAAUGUUUGGUAAU
Messenger RNA from Rosa rugosa (rugosa rose), 1892 nucleotides. Its product is annotated as mitogen-activated protein kinase kinase 5-like. Gene Ontology annotation, biological process: protein phosphorylation. The transcript has a single exon. Gene Ontology annotation, molecular function: ATP binding; protein serine/threonine kinase activity. Gene Ontology annotation, cellular component: cytoplasm. NCBI's taxonomy places the organism in Eukaryota, Viridiplantae, Streptophyta, Magnoliopsida, Rosales, Rosaceae. The coding region runs from base 226 to 1110 and encodes 294 amino acids. The record is from RefSeq and is a predicted model, not a curated record.